This is a messenger RNA of Acanthamoeba castellanii str. Neff, 1605 nucleotides long. RefSeq lists its product as uncharacterized. The coding region runs from base 1 to 1605 and encodes 534 amino acids. The transcript has 6 exons. The record is from RefSeq and is a predicted model, not a curated record. Lineage: Eukaryota; Discosea; Longamoebia; Acanthamoebidae.
AUGUCCCUCCCGCCCAACAAGACCCCACCGCCUCCGCUCCGCCACCUGACGACGCUCUUGCCGUCUGCGCACCCACCCAAUGAUGGACACCAAGACGCCGCUCCCGCUCCUUCUCUUGCCCCGCUCCCGCCCCCGCCCACACUCUUCUCAAUGGCAGGCCUGCCCGGACGCGGCUAUCCGUUGCCUCCCGGCUACCCCACACCAAGUGGAGCUUCGCCUAUGCAGACACUGCUGAUGGGACCGCCUGGCGUGGCGCCAGCCAAUGUGCAGCAGCCACAUCCGCAAGUUGUGCAGCAGCUGAUACAGCACUAUCUGCUCCAGGUGCAGGCUCAAGCCCAGGCGCAGAUACAGGCGCAGGCACAGGCGCAGGUCCAAGCGCAAGUCGCGCAGGUCCAGGCGCAGGCCCAGCAAGAAAGGAAAAGCAAAAGCGACUGCAGCAGCAGCAGCAACGGCAACAGCAAGAGCAGCAGCAGAAGCAAGCGCAACAGCGCAAGAGACAGACCGAAUUGCAAAACCGGACGGUUGACCUCUCGAAUGGCGACAAACCCGCUCCGCCCAAACCAAGCUCGGCCGACACGACCAAGCCUCCGUCUCCUCCAUCGCGGAAGAGGCCCUUCCCAACAUCAAAGGGCGCUGUGGCGCCUCCUGAUCGGCCACCGAAGUCAGGCGCCUCGAGCUCGAGCAAGCGACAGCGCGCAGAGCCUGGACCGAGUCCGUCCAUCGUUUCCCUGCACAAGAUGCUCGCCAAGCUCACUCCUCCGCCACCGCCUACAUCCACUUCAUCAUCGGCACCGGCUCCAUCCCCGCGUACGUCGUCUUCAUCAACGACCAAAGCAACAUCGGCUGUGCCAGCGAAGACGCCGCUGGUACCCAAGCCCGCGAAGACAGUGCCAGUGCCCCGCGCGCCGUCCGUCAAGCAACCGGAGGAGAAUCGUGAUGGAGCACGGCGUUGGGACGGGCAAGACCUUCUUCCUGGAGAUGGGCAUCGCCGUGGUGAGCGACAUGCUCAAGGGUAUCAACUCGGGCGAGAUCAAGCAGGUCUACGUCCCGCCCCAGGAGCUGGUCGAGGCCCGGAAGCGGAAGGAAGAGGAGGCGGCCCUGAGGAAGAAGCAGAGCGCCGAGAAGGCCAGGAUCUACCGGCAGCGCGAGAGGGAGAGGAAGAUCCAGCAGAGGGAGGAGCGGCGACGGAUAGCCCGCGAGCGAAAGCAAAAGGCCAAGGAGGACCGACUGGCCAAGGCCGAACAAGGCGAGGAAGAGGAGGAAGACGAAGACGACGAGGAGGAGGAGGAAGACGAGGAAGAUGAGGCGAACGAGGGAGAAGAGGAUGCCAUGGAGGAGGUGGGCAAAAAGGCGGAAGAAGCUGGCGAUAGCGCUCCAGAGGACGCCGAAGCCAACGACGACAUGGAAGAAGAGGAGGAAGUGGCCGACGAGCUCCCGCGGAGGCGAGGGCGACCUAUAAAGAAGCCUCAGCAGCAGCAGCCGAAGGCGAAGGAGGGUGCCGCGCAGGAGCGUAAGGGAGACGACCAGGUGAGACAAGAGGAGCAAAAGGAGGAGAAGGUGGCCAACCCGCCCAAGCGAGACAGCUGCGCUGAACUCGGAGCCUAA